Molecule: messenger RNA, 471 nt
Organism: Talaromyces rugulosus
Lineage: Eukaryota; Fungi; Ascomycota; Eurotiomycetes; Eurotiales; Trichocomaceae
Exons: 2
Coding region: 1-471 (156 amino acids)
Biological process (GO): protein import into nucleus
Cellular component (GO): nuclear pore central transport channel
Source: RefSeq, a predicted model, not a curated record
AUGGCAAGACCCUCGGCUGACAUACUAACCAAGGUGUCCACCGAAGGUGCAACCGACUUUGUACAAGCCUACCACGCUGCCCUCUCAUGGAACAAAAACUCCAUCGCCAAAUUUUACCACGCAACGCCAACCAAUAUUCUGUUCAACGGAAACGUCAUUGCGGACGGCGCCGCCGUCGAGGAGAUUUUCACAAACCAACUACCGUCAGCUCGCUAUGAGAUACAAUCUGUGGACUGCCAAAUCAUCAAUAAAUCCUACCCUGUUACAACACCUGCUGAGACCAGCUCCAAAUCAGCCACCAAGAAUAUUUCGAUUCUGGUGGUCGUCAGUGGAUAUGUGCAAUACGGUGAAAAGGAUGCGCCGCAACAUGGGUUCAGUGAGACGUUUGUCUUGAUACCGAAUACGGAAGGAAAGGAGAAAAACAAGCGGGACUGGGUGAUUCAAAGCCAGAAUUUCCGACUGGUGGUUUGA